Messenger RNA from Aspergillus ibericus CBS 121593, 834 nucleotides. RefSeq names its product PLP-dependent transferase. The transcript has 3 exons. Gene Ontology annotation, cellular component: mitochondrion. Gene Ontology annotation, molecular function: transaminase activity; pyridoxal phosphate binding. The coding region runs from base 1 to 834 and encodes 277 amino acids. The record is from RefSeq and is a predicted model, not a curated record. NCBI's taxonomy places the organism in Eukaryota, Fungi, Ascomycota, Eurotiomycetes, Eurotiales, Aspergillaceae.
AUGGCAACCUCCAACCCCUUCUUCGCCAAAGCCAAUAAAUACCUCAUACACACCGGGGUCCCCUCCUCGCCUGUUAUCAUCACCAAAGCCAAAGGCACCCGUCUAUAUGACUCCAACAGCCGCCAGAUCUUGGACUUCACCUCCGGCCAAAGGAGCGCUUGCGGUUCCUCCCUGCCCCCCCUGGAACAAUCAUUCUUUCUGAACACCGGCUCGGAAUCCACCGAAGCGGCCAUCAAAAUCGCCAAAACGUAUACUGGAAAGUUUGAGAUCGUCGGCUUUGCGACCAGUUAUCACGGCCUCACUCAAGGAUCCGGAUCGGCUACAUACUCUGCUGGUCGGACAGGGCAGAUACUGCCUUUGGCGUCGGCGAGUACCACGCCGGAGAUUGUGCGGGGGUGUACCGAGGCGGGGUUCCUUUGGUUGACGACCCAUCUGAAUGAUCCGCUGACGGCGGCGGUGGGGAAUAAGGGGCUGGAGAUUGUGGAGAGGGAUCAUAUCUGCCAACGUGCGAUCGAGCGAGAUACGCAGCUAAGACAGGGUCUGUUGAAGCUGCAGGAGAAGUACUGGUGUAUUGGAGAUGUGCGCGGUCGGGGUCUGUUGCAAGGGAUUGAGAUUAUCUCGGAUCCGGAGACUAAGACCCCUGGCCCGGAUCUUGGCCAGGCAGUGUCGGAUCGCGCCAUGGCGUGUGGUUUGUCGUGCAAUGUGGUCAAUUUGCCAGGUAUGGGCGGGAUGUUUCGUCUAGCGCCGCCAGUGACUGUCUCGGCGGAGGAGAUUGAGGGUUGCGCAUUCUGGACGAGACAUUUGCCUAUGUGCUUGAUGCUAGGCCAUAAGUAG